This is a messenger RNA of Pararge aegeria (speckled wood butterfly), 2869 nucleotides long. RefSeq names its product ecdysone-inducible protein E75 (gene Eip75B). Gene Ontology annotation, molecular function: RNA polymerase II cis-regulatory region sequence-specific DNA binding; nuclear receptor activity; zinc ion binding. The record is from RefSeq and is a predicted model, not a curated record. Gene Ontology annotation, biological process: positive regulation of transcription by RNA polymerase II; negative regulation of transcription by RNA polymerase II; hormone-mediated signaling pathway. Lineage: Eukaryota; Metazoa; Arthropoda; Insecta; Lepidoptera; Nymphalidae. The transcript has 5 exons. The coding region runs from base 250 to 2532 and encodes 760 amino acids.
GUGAGAGAAAGUUGGCCGCGGUGAGCGAACGAGUCCCGCGAGUUGAGCGGCGCGCGCCGCACCGACCCACUGUACGCGCGAUUUCGCCCUUGUAAAGUGUAAACAUACACUAGAUGCACAUGUAGUUAAUAUUGAAACAUUUUUUCGUGAAGCAACUUAACAUUUGUGAGAAUAAGUUAAAGUUUUUGCGGAGAAGCGUAGACUUUUUAUAAUUUUUUUAAAAACUCUACUAUAUUUAUAAAAGGAACAAUGCAGUGCUACCCGAAGCUGUCGCCGAAACGCGAGCCUCCGGAGCACGACUAUGAAAUAGACAUGAUGAUGGGUGGUGCUAGGAGACUGGAGUUACCAGCGCCUCCGGGUAAGGAGUUCCGCGCGCCGUGCUUGCUGCCGGCGCCGGCGCCUCCGCCGCCACCCACGCACUCGGUGAUCCAGUGCAUGCGACCACCGCCUCCGCCACCACCACAGCCGCGUCUCCACAAGCCGCCAAUCUUCGAGGAACCUUCUAGCUCCAUUCCUGAUCUAGAGUUCGAUGGUACCACUGUGCUGUGCCGCGUUUGCGGAGACAAGGCGAGUGGAUUCCAUUACGGAGUGCAUUCUUGUGAGGGCUGCAAGGGCUUCUUUCGCCGCUCCAUACAACAAAAGAUCCAGUACAGACCCUGCACCAAAAACCAGCAGUGCUCCAUCUUAAGAAUUAACAGAAAUCGGUGUCAAUACUGCCGAUUGAAGAAAUGCAUCGCUGUCGGAAUGAGCAGAGAUGCUGUACGAUUUGGGCGUGUACCAAAACGUGAAAAGGCCCGAAUCUUAGCGGCGAUGCAACAAUCUUCAUCGUCCCGGGCGCAAGAGCAAGCAGCGGCGGCAGAGUUAGAUGAUGCCCCGCGAUUGCUAGCACGAGUUGUACGCGCACAUCUCGACACCUGCGAGUUCACCCGCGACCGCGUGGCCGCCAUGCGUGCCCGCGCUCGCGACUGUCCCACCUACUCUCAACCCACUUUGGCGUGUCCUCUGAAUCCAGCGCCGGAGCUUCAGUCUGAGAAAGAGUUCUCUCAGCGAUUUGCCCACGUGAUCCGCGGCGUGAUUGACUUCGCGGGCCUUAUACCUGGAUUCCAACUACUUACGCAAGAUGACAAAUUCACAUUGCUAAAGAGUGGACUUUUUGAUGCUCUUUUCGUGCGUCUUAUUUGUAUGUUUGACGCUCCUCUUAAUAGUAUAAUAUGUCUCAAUGGACAGCUCAUGAAGCGAGACUCCAUCCAAAGUGGAGCGAAUGCACGGUUCCUUGUGGAUUCUACUUUUAAGUUUGCUGAACGCAUGAAUUCUAUGAAUCUGACAGACGCUGAGAUAGGCCUCUUUUGCGCCAUAGUUCUGAUCACACCGGACCGACCAGGUCUUCGCAAUGUGGAAUUAGUAGAAAGAAUGCACGCAAGACUGAAAGCGUGUCUUCAGACUGUCAUUUCGCAAAACAGGCCAGACAGACCCGGCUUUCUUCGGGAAUUAAUGGAUACUCUUCCAGAUCUACGCACUUUGAGUACGCUUCAUACAGAGAAGUUGGUAGUGUUCCGUACAGAACAUAAGGAGUUGUUAAGGCAGCAAAUGUGGGGAGAUGAAGAAGGAUGCUCAUGGGCAGACUCAGUUGCAGAAGAAUCCGCUCGUAGUCCAAUUGGCUCAGUUUCUAGUAGUGAAUCCGGCGAAGCGAUGGGCGAUUGUGGUACUCCCUUACUAGCAGCAACACUUGCUGGACGCCGAAGGCUUGAUUCCCGGGGUUCUGUUGAUGAAGAAGCGCUCGGUGUAGCUCAUCUAGCUCAUAAUGGUCUUACAGUUACGCCUGUGCGACCCCCACCACGUUAUCGUAAAUUGGAUUCCCCAACUGACUCUGGAAUCGAGUCUGGUAACGAGAAACAUGAAAGAAUCAUCGGACCCGGUUCGGGCUGCUCAAGCCCACGAUCCUCUUUAGAGGAACAUAUGGAGGACAGACGACCAACUGCCCCAGCAGACGAUAUGCCUGUUUUGAAACGUGUCUUGGAAGCGCCACCAUUGUUUGAUACACCCUUACUUAUGGAUGAAGCGUACAAGCGACACAAAAAGUUUCGUGCUAUGCGUCGCGAUACGGGCGAGGCCGAAUGUCGGCCCGUGCAACUCACGCCAUCUCCUCAACCACCUCAACAUCCGCAUCCGGCGAGCCCAUCACACCCGGCUCACUCGCCGCGGCCGCUGCGCGCAUCUCUUUCUUCAACACAUUCAGUGCUGGCUAAGAGUCUAAUGGAAGGCCCGCGCAUGACACCUGAACAGUUAAAGCGCACGGACAUCAUCCAACAGUACAUGCGCCGCGGAGAGAUAGCUGCGGCUGGCGCCAGUUCUGCGAGCGAGGGAUGCCCGCUGCGCGCGGGCGGUCUGCUCACGUGUUAUCGCAGCGGCUCGCCGGCAGUGCCCGAGCCGGUGCUGGAACUGCAAGUGGACGUAGCGGAUGCGCCGUUAAACCUCUCCAAAAAGUCACCGUCGCCGCCGCGCUCCUAUAUGCCCCGGAUGCUGGAAGCGUGAGGCCGGCCUGCGGAGCCGUACGUCUCCGCUACCCCACCCCGACCUACGUUAAAUUAAAUAAACUAUGUAGUUAAUAAUCGUUCGCAAAUUGGUUUAAUAUAUUAUAUGUGAUAAUUCGUUUAAGACGCGUGUGUGAGGGGCCGGUGCCGGACGAGGAGAGCGCAAUAGACUGAAAAAUAAUUUAAGACUAUAUAAGUAUAAUUUAUAAUGCAAUGCAGCGCCGGUCGCGGUGUGUUUGUGUGUGUAUUGUAUGUGCGUAUGUGAGCGUGCUCAGUCAUUUGUUUGUUAAUAUAAUGACAGGUUGUCGAAUUAAAAUUAAAAAAACUUGUAAAAAUUA